This is a messenger RNA of Myripristis murdjan (pinecone soldierfish), 1642 nucleotides long. RefSeq names its product LIM/homeobox protein Lhx8-like. The transcript is spliced from 8 exons. Gene Ontology annotation, biological process: neuron differentiation; forebrain neuron development; regulation of transcription by RNA polymerase II. Gene Ontology annotation, molecular function: RNA polymerase II transcription regulatory region sequence-specific DNA binding; DNA-binding transcription factor activity, RNA polymerase II-specific. Gene Ontology annotation, cellular component: nucleus. The coding region runs from base 337 to 1377 and encodes 346 amino acids. The record is from RefSeq and is a predicted model, not a curated record. Lineage: Eukaryota; Metazoa; Chordata; Actinopteri; Holocentriformes; Holocentridae.
UGAGCUCGCGCCGGUCGGCCCGGUGUGACAUCAAAGGCGCGAGGAUUUGAUUUGAAUUAAAAUGCUGAAAACUCAAAGUUAGUCAUGGCGAAGUCUGUGAAUUACAGACUUUGACUGCGACUUGAAUAAAUAUGUCGAGUGUCACAGAGUAAAUCGAGUCAGACCCAGCCAAAAAUAAAGGCACAAGAAAGCCUUUACAAAUAUUUCGUGUUGGCGUAAUAAAAGUGACUAGGGAGGAGGCCAGUCUCUGUGGUUGUCAUGGAAAUAUGAAGUGGACAUUGAGCUGCCGAGGGUCUUAAUAGUCAUUUUGGCUUCCUCCUCACCGACCGCCUCACAAUGUCGGACGGAGGACUGGGUUCGACCGUGGCUGUUUUCAUGGAACCGCAAGUGGAAAUUAUUUUAGACAACACUGGUUCCUUGACAGGGCCUGAUGAUAUUUUCGAGGAGGACUUAUGCUCCCCAUCUUCCUCCCUGUCCUCCUCCUCUUCCUCAGUCCCCACCGUUGGCUCCAUGCAGGGCAAAACGCUGUGCACGUCCUGCGGCCUGGAGAUAGUGGACAGAUACCUCCUCAAGGUGAACAACUUGUGCUGGCAUGUGCGCUGCCUCUCGUGCAGUGUGUGUCAGACGUCACUUGGGCGGCACGUGAGCUGUUACAUCAAGGACAAACAGGUUUUCUGCAAACUGGACUACUUCAGGAGGUACGGGACCCGCUGUGCCCGUUGUGGCCGAAACAUCCAUUCCACUGACUGGGUGCGUCGGGCUCGCAGCAGCACCUUCCACCUGGCUUGUUUCUCCUGCUGUUCUUGCAAACGCCAGCUGGCUACUGGGGAGGAAUGUGGACUGAUAGAGGACAGGAUCUUCUGCCGGUCGCACUAUGAAAUUAUGAUGGAGAACAUUAAACGUGCCCAGGAAAAUGAGAAAGCAAAAGCUGAAGAAACAGCAGAAUCAGACAAAGAUGGCUCCAGCACCAUGCCCAGACCGGCCAAGAGGGCCAGAACCAGCUUCACUGUUGACCAACUGCAGGUGAUGCAGACUCAGUUUGCUAAGGACAACAACCCAGACGCCCAGACUCUUCAGAGACUGGCAGAGAGGACCGGCCUCAGCCGCAGAGUUAUUCAGGUUUGGUUUCAGAACUGCCGCGCUCGUCAGAAGAAACACAUCAGCCCAAAUCCUGUCUCCUCAACAAUGAUGACAUCACUUCAUCCUGGCCAGCUGACACCACCGCUCUUGGAGGACCUGCAAUACACAACCUACAUUUCCCCAGACACGCCUCUUCUCACCACGUUGACUUAUAUGGAUGUCCAAACUUCAAACCCAGUGUUGCUCCAGCCUGUCAUAUCCCAUUCGAUGACGCAGCUGCCAGUCAGCCACGCUUGAGACACAGCAUUUCCUUUGGAGAGACAAGAUUGAUGAUGAAGAGCAAAUCUCAACAUAUACCUACAAGGACUGGAUGAGUUUGAUCCAUAAACUAUCUGGCAUAAAAUGGCACUGAAUUUGUUAAGUUUAGAAAACAGAGUAAUUGAAUGAUUUGAUUAGCUUCUCACUGCCCCAUGUGUUACCAGACAUUAGAAAAAAAAAAAAAAAAGAAUGAACCUGUCAUGUCAGUGAAUUGAUCCUGUUCAGUCCUAGAGGCAUUUCCAGA